Peniophora sp. CBMAI 1063 is the source of this 1542-nucleotide messenger RNA. The record is from the annotation of a GenBank genome assembly. NCBI's taxonomy places the organism in Eukaryota, Fungi, Basidiomycota, Agaricomycetes, Russulales, Peniophoraceae.
AUGUCCCAUCCGGACCCACCGGUUCCCAGCCCAUCUCGCGAUCGUGACCUAGACUGGAACCCCAAAUUCAAGUCCAGCGUCAAGCAGACUUAUGCUGUCAUUACUCUUGCUCCUGCGGAUGUGAUUCAGUCUUUAUGGACGGAGAAUUGGAAUAAGAGAACGCCCCGGAAGACGGAAAUUGGUCUCUCUGCAUUUGCGCGACUGCUAAGCUGGUAUCUCGAGGACAUCUCGCACGAUGAUAUACCUACUUGGUUCCCUGCUUGGUGGCCCCGCUUCACAAAGACUGGAAUCCUCCAAAAGUAUAUCGACGCCAUCCUGGAUGAAGAUUUCUUUCACGAGGAGGACCCAGACUACAUCGACUCCAUCUUGGUCGGCUUCGCUAACAUCGCGCGUCUCUGGUAUGCGGCCAAGGACUACGACUUCGGCGAAGAGAUCGAGAGGAACGUUCGCAAGAUCACAUACAGUCUAUGGUAUCGCAGAGAAGACUUUCCCAAAGUGACCGAUGUGACGGCCGAAGGUCAUGACGAACCGGCGGGGCUCGAAACCUAUCUACCUCACCUUGGGUUGUAUUGCUGGAUGCAGUACAGCAGUCCGUACGACCGACAAGAAUGGUCCCUUUUUGGCCCCGUCGACAUCAUCUUCGACCCGAAUCGCGCCAGAGUGUGCAUGUCGACAGCCACCCGUCAUGCAUUCAUUCGGACCGUGAUUCUGCUCGUAUUAUCUUUCGACGCCGUCAUCGAGCGAUUCAAACGCGUUCUUACCUGGAAGAAGGAGCUCGAAGUCAAUGGGGAUGCUACGAUGGUUCUCGGCGUUAUGUCGCAGAUCUUGGAUCACCCAAUCAGUCGCCCUUUGUUGCAGAAGUACGAGGUUCUCCAUAGCGUGGCCGAUAUGGUUCAGAGACAUUCGCGGAAGGGCGGGUAUAAGAUCGGAGAGCGCUGGGCAGAGUGGCAACCGGCCCUCGCUUUCUUGACGUAUGCUACUGAGGACCUACAUGCAGCAGUCACGAAGGGAAAUGUAUCGGACAUCACCGUGCGCGGGGAAGACGUUGUGAUCAUGCUCGCACGCGGCACCGAUAUGCUAGCCGAAGGCAAAGGAGAAGCAUCGUUCUCUCUGGUCCAGGGCCUCUUGAGGGAGUACAGCCACCUUCUUACAAAGAAGUCUCUCCGAGAGAUAGCCCCAGAGCUCGUAUCGGGACUCAUCCGCGGCAUGCGCAAAGAGUGGGUGCCCACACUCAAGAUACUACGCGCGACCCGGAGCCUCGACAGAUAUGGGAAUCGGGACUUCACUGGUCUCAUUGAAGCAUGGAAAGCGUUAGGUCGUGAUUUGGGACUCGAGGAGCGCCAGGAAGUCCAACGACUAGAUGGUCGCAAACACUGCUCGUGGCGAGAUUGCAAGUACAACAUGGAAGAAACAAACAAACUAUCGACGUGCCAAGGCUGCGGAGAAACACGGUACUGUUCACGAGAGUGUCAGAAGAGUGACUGGUCGGCAGGGAAGCACAAAUUGCUGUGUGGGAAACGUGUGAAAGGAAGCAUGGGUUAG